Messenger RNA from Phlebotomus argentipes, 2883 nucleotides. Its product is annotated as leukocyte receptor cluster member 8 homolog. Bases 221 to 2593 code for a protein of 790 amino acids. Gene Ontology annotation, cellular component: nucleus. The transcript is spliced from 5 exons. The record is from RefSeq and is a predicted model, not a curated record. NCBI's taxonomy places the organism in Eukaryota, Metazoa, Arthropoda, Insecta, Diptera, Psychodidae.
AUGUGAGUUUCAGAAACGCCAUUGUUUAGUGAGUUUCAUACGGAGUGAAAAUUUCCAUUUUCGCAGAUUAAUUGAUGCGUUGGUUUUAGAGAAAAGUGCAUAAAUCUAUCAAUUGGACUUCGCAGAGAAGAAAUUCAAUGAAAUAUUAUGUCAUUUUCAAAGUAAUUGCACAAGUUUUUCUUACAAGGAAAGGUAAGUUGUGAGUGUGGAAAGUGCCACUAUGGCUGAGGUGUCCGGAACGAGUUCAAUGGGUCAGACUGCGGGAGGUGUCUUGACGUCCGGAACACUCGGGAAUACUUCAGUGCCUCCGCCACCGUUACCCCACUCGAAUAGUCAGCAGCAGCAGCAACAACAACAGCAACAGCAGCAGAAUCAGGCGUGGCAAAUGUACAACUUCAGCAACAUGUACAAUACCGCGGGCUUCAGUCCACAGUAUGCGCAAUACUACAACGCCUACUAUCAGCACAUUCAGCACUACAUGAACUACCAGCAGCCCAAUAAACCCGCUGGUCAGAUGACACAGUCAAACGCCCCGCCUGGAUUUGGCAAUGUGGCGAUUUCGAAUCAGGAGCAUUCGACUGAGAAUCCGCCACUGCCAGCGGGGCCACCGCCGCCGACGGUGUCCAACUUCGGCAGUCCACGGGCGCCGUACUACAACGGCAGCCAGCAGGCGCAGCAGCAAGGACAGCAGUCCAAAUUCGGUCCCAUUCGCUUCCACAUCAAUCGCCCCACGAAGCAGAAUGUCUUUCACAAUCACUUGGCGAACAUGGGCCAGAAGCCCGGCCAGCAGCAGCCUCAGCAGCAGUUCCCCAACGGGCAGAAGAAGAAGAGGAAGAAGAACAAGAACAAGCAGCAGCAGCAGGCAUUUGGCGGCAAUGAUACUUCUCCGGCACAGCCAAUUCCUCCACCGCCGCCCACGAUCACGCCCGACCUGACCAAACCUCCGCCACCUUUGCCUCCGGCAGUGCCAAAGGCGCCGAGUCCGCCUCCGGUGAAUUUCCCGAAGAAGACCCCCGCGGCCCCACCGAACCCAUUCAACAAUCCGACAGAUGCGUGGCCCGAAAGUCUGAACAACUACGUGACGCGUUGCUAUGCUAAGUGCAAGACGGACUUUGACAAGGACCAAAUUGGGAUUUGUCUGAAGGGACGGAUCACGGCGGCGGCGAACAAGGGUGAGCUGUGGACCAAGGAUUGGGACAAUGAGCCCAUACCGAGUGUGCAUAGUGAGAGGAAUACGAUGCUGGUGCAGAGGCCGCCGGUUGCGGGUCUCCUGACGCAAUACCAGAAGUCUGGUGGUGUGUCGGGAAGCUCGUCAGUGAAGAAGGGAAUCUCGCAGAGUCUCGGCGCGCGUCUGGGCUCGAAGUCUGGCCACGGGAGCAGCCGAGUGAGUCGAUCGCGUUCGAAGUCACCGGGGCGCCAUGGCCUGAAGCGUCGAUCGCGUAGCUCUUCGGUGAGUCCGCGGCGGAAGCGUCGCAGCACGAGCUCGAGCAGUAAUGCGUCGUCGUCGUACCGGGGAAAGGGGGGUGGCAAGGCGUCAAAGUUCUCCAUGGGUGCCAAGAGCAAGAGGACGAAGAAGGGUGGAUCGCCGUCCACGAAGAAGGUGCCCUUUUACUCUGCAAAUGGCGUUAUUGGGGGUGCCGUUGAGGGGAGUGCCGAGAGGCUGCAGCAGCGCGCGGCGAGAUUCAAUAAGCCCAGCGUGCAGUCGAGCGUGGUGAGUGUCGCGAUGAAUCCCUUCAACAAGCGCAAGAAGCUUCAGAUGCCGUCCGUCAGUCGGCCAUUCGUGGACGAUGCAGACGAUAGGGAAGGUCACUUUGACUUGUCGGACAUUCACAUCGUCGGAACAUGCAGAGAUGUGGAGAAAUCCUUUUUGCGACUUACUAAAGCGCCAGCGUCCAAUGAAGUGAGGCCUGUGGAUGUUCUGAAGAUCUCUCUGACCAACGUGAAGGCAAGAUGGGUGGAGAAGCAAGACUAUUACUAUGCGUGUGAUCAACUGAAGUCUAUUCGCCAGGAUUUGACGGUUCAAGGUAUUCGUGAUGGUUUCACAGUGGAGGUUUACGAGACACACGCUAGAAUAGCAAUGGAAAAGGGGGAUCAUGAGGAGUUUAAUCAGUGUCAGACACAAUUGAAGAUGCUUUAUGGUGAGGUUGGGGGAGAGAAUUGUUUAGAAUUCACCGCAUAUCGGAUACUCUACUAUAUCUUCACCAAAAAUACACUCGACUUGACCACAAUCCUAAAGUCUCUGACAGUGGCAAUGCGUGAAAAUGUAUCCGUAGCUCAUGCCUUAGAAUUAAGAACGGCAUGGGCUUUGGGUAACUAUUGCAAAUUUUUCCAAUUAUACAAGUCCGCUCCCCUUAUGGCUGGCUACCUAAUUGACUGGUUUGUCGAUAGGGAACGCAAGCUGGCACUUAAGAGUAUUGUCAAAGCAUAUCGGCCGAAUAUUCCUGUGGAAUUGGUAGCAAAAAUGCUGGCUUUCGACUCGGCGCAGAAGUGUGUGGAGUGGUUGGAGCCAAUAGAGAUCACCUUUGUCACUGCUGAUGGCGUGAAGGUGCAGAUCGACUGCAAGAACAGCAUGAAUAUUCUUGCGAAUGUGUAGAGAUGAUGAUGAUAAUGAUGAGGAGGUAUUCUGUUGGGGGAAGAUUGAGGAUUAAGAGGCGCGCGACUGAGGAUGCUGCCGGGCUGCGUCGACGUGGGAGUGGAACGGUGGAUGGAGGAGAGACAUAGUGUGAAGGACGGAUUGAACGAGUGCUAAAGACACUGAGAGACACGAUUAAGUGAGAGUGUUGGUUGUUGGCGUGGACUAAUUGGGAAGAAGAGAGACUAUAAUUAGUGAGUGCGAUAGCCUUCAGAACAUUGUGAGGGUCACUUAAAUUGAACUAUUUAAAA